This is a messenger RNA of Zygotorulaspora mrakii, 1416 nucleotides long. RefSeq names its product origin recognition complex subunit 5 (gene ORC5). Lineage: Eukaryota; Fungi; Ascomycota; Saccharomycetes; Saccharomycetales; Saccharomycetaceae. Gene Ontology annotation, cellular component: nuclear origin of replication recognition complex; nucleus. Bases 1 to 1416 code for a protein of 471 amino acids. The record is from RefSeq and is a predicted model, not a curated record. Gene Ontology annotation, biological process: DNA replication initiation; DNA replication. Gene Ontology annotation, molecular function: DNA replication origin binding. The transcript has a single exon.
AUGAUAAGUUACCCAGAAGAUGUUCUUUUUCGAGAUUACCAACUGAAAAGUGUAGCGGCCUUUGUUCACGGAGAUCCAACGAUUGCGUGUCCUAAUUUGAUUAUUCAGGGAAAUAGCAGCAGUGGGAAAACAUACGUACUGCAAAAAUUUUUCGAAGCAAAUCCUUCGUUAAUCAAUGCAUGGUUGGAACCAAUAGAAUUAGUGUCGUGGAAGCCACUUUUGCAAGCCGUGGUAAGAAGUGUUCAAAAUAAACUAAAGAUUCUAUUUUGCGACUUAGCGCAUAAGGAGUGCGAUCCAUUAGAAGUGGAGGAGCCUUUUUUAUUGGUCAAGGCACUCUGGAACAUAUUCUCACAAUACGAUUCAUUGCCGACGGACAUCAACUUUUUUCUCGUUCUCGAUGGCUUUGAUCGGUUGCAGGAUUUAGACGCAGCUCUAUUCAACAAAUUCAUAAAGUUUCACGAGCUCAUCAAUACGAAAAGCAAGAUUCACUUAAAGUUAAUCUACAUGAUACAGGAUAUUGCUUUUGUGGAAAGAUAUUCGAGUCAUUGUCUUCCCAUGAUAGUUUUUCCUAGUUAUUCAAUUGAGCAGAUCAUUGAGAUAUUAAUUUUCACUAGAGUAGAGCAAUUAGUUAUGAGUAACACCCUUAGGGAGAGGAUCAUAAAACAAGGUGUAGAGGAGUGUACGGAUGAACAAUUUGUAAGUGUGGCAGCAAAUUAUAUAAAAUUGAUAGUUCAGGCAUUUCACUCUUAUACUGGAAACAAUAUCAAUGCCCUCAAUGAUUUCAUAGAUUUCAAAUGGCACUCAUAUGUGCAAAAAAUUACCAAGGAGAAUAUAUUUGAUCCUUUAGCUCUGUAUAGAAGCAGUAUCAAUUUGUUUUUGACUACAGACGAUUCUUUUGUGGAAGAUGAAGAUAAUCGUGACAAUUAUAACGAGCCCUCUCAAACGUAUGAACUAUCAGCGAUUUCAAAAUAUCUACUCAUAGCAGCAUACAUAUGCUCGUAUUUGGGACCACGGUACGAUAGUAAUGUUUUUUCAAGAAGGUCAUAUUUGAAGUCUGGAAGAUCCUCCUAUGGUCGAAGGAAAAAAAUGGAGACAAAUCCAAGAUAUCUCCAGCCUUCUCUUUUCCAUUUAGAAAGACUCUUUGCUAUUUUUCAGGCAAUCUUUCCAGUGGAACGGACAACUGAAAGUGGGUCUUUGGCAUCUUUGCGAGAAGAAGCACUUAUCCGAGCAAAUGUAGAGGUAUUCCAAAACCUGGCAGAGUUGCAUGUCCUUAAGAUGGUCUCCACUACGGUUACUAAAAACAUUGAUUUCUUGAGUCAUAAAACUAAAUGGAAGGUCAAUGUGCCAUGGGAAAUUGUUCUGGAAGUAGCGAAAUCCGUCAAUUUUGAUAUCAGCCAGUAUUUUAGUGGCCUUUAA